Oppia nitens is the source of this 1026-nucleotide messenger RNA. It is a transcript of the gene MAGE, whose product is annotated as non-structural maintenance of chromosomes element 3 homolog. NCBI's taxonomy places the organism in Eukaryota, Metazoa, Arthropoda, Arachnida, Sarcoptiformes, Oppiidae. Gene Ontology annotation, cellular component: nucleus. The coding region runs from base 151 to 960 and encodes 269 amino acids. The record is from RefSeq and is a predicted model, not a curated record. The transcript has 3 exons.
ACAUAAUAUGUGAGCGAUUCAUGAAGUGAUGAAUUGGCGGUCAAUCCAGUGAUUGAUUGAUUGAAUCAAUUGUUUAGUAUUUUUCAUAUCAUUUAAUAACCAAUUGAUUACUAAAUUACAGACCAAUUGGUGACAAACUAUCGCUCAGACAUGUCUUCGAGUGUCAGAUCCACUAAAAGUUCACGAAAUACAGCCAUCUUUACGUACGACUCGACACAAAGUCAAACGACAGACCAUCGGACCAGACAUGAGACCAAUGAUGAAGACAUGGAUCGAUUGGUCAGCGAUUGUGUUAAAUAUAUGCUUAUUAUGGACAACAAGAAGACUGCCAUCAAAAGAUCGGAUAUCGUUAAAGCCAUUGUUCGCAAAGGACAGACAGAGCCUAAAGGACAGGCAUUUAAAGGAUUGAUUGACAAAGUUCGCUUACGUUUAGAUCAAGUAUUUGGUAUACAAUUAGUUGAUUGUCCCGACAAAACAAAUGAAUACAUUUUGGUCAACAAAAUGAAUAACAAAGAGAUUGAAUGUAGAAGUGAUGUCCAAAUGUACAGAACAAGUGUUUUGUCAUUAGUAUUGUCUGUGAUCUUCAUGAAUGGCCAGUCGUGUGCCGAACACAUAAUGUGGAACUUUUUGGCCAAACUUGGCUUUGAUGUCAAUUCAAAGUCUCAGUUACUGUCAAUCAAUGAUGAACCGUCAAAUAAUGUGACAAUAAAGAAGAUGAUGACAGAGCAAUGGGUGCGUCAAUUGUAUUUAAAGUACGAUCGCAUGGAUGGAAGUGAUCCGAUCACUCAUGAGUUUCGGUGGGGAGUCAGAGCUGAACAUGAGUUUAAAGAGAUAGAUAUUCUUCAGUUUGUUUGCAAUAUCUAUAACGAUAGCUCAAAACCAGAAGAUUGGAGAUCACAGUAUGAUAAGUGUCAACAACACAAUGAUUUAGAUAAUGAGAUACAUAUUAUCACUGAUUAACUAUAUAUUAACAUUAUUACAGUUGGGUAUUGACAUCAAUAUUGAAUACAAGUAAGGAAUAUCACU